Messenger RNA from Sphaeramia orbicularis (orbiculate cardinalfish), 1421 nucleotides. It is a transcript of the gene paqr7a, whose product is annotated as progestin and adipoQ receptor family member VII, a. Gene Ontology annotation, cellular component: plasma membrane. The coding region runs from base 116 to 1180 and encodes 354 amino acids. Lineage: Eukaryota; Metazoa; Chordata; Actinopteri; Kurtiformes; Apogonidae. The record is from RefSeq and is a predicted model, not a curated record. Gene Ontology annotation, biological process: response to steroid hormone. Gene Ontology annotation, molecular function: steroid binding; nuclear steroid receptor activity. The transcript is spliced from 2 exons.
UCUGUUCCCUCCAUACGACAUUCGAGAUCAUUUGAGGAGGAGGAGGAGGAGGGGGAAGAGGACUGCUCCCUGGGGAAACCACUGAGAGGAACCAGUCGUCUGCAUCAGUACAGCGAUGGCGACGAUAGCGAUGGAGCGACUGGGCCGACUGUUCAUCAGCCUGCAGCAGAUCCGGCAGGUUCCUCGGAUGCUGACCGAGGCAGCCCCGUCCAUGCCCGGCACCGUGAGGGACGCUGACGUUCCCGAAUCUUUUAGGGAGCGCUACAUCUGCAUGGGCUACCGGCCCACAGACCAGAACUGGCGUUACUACUUCCUGUCCCUGUUCCAGCGCCACAAUGAGACCAUCAACAUCUGGACUCACCUGCUGGCGUUCUUAAUCCUGCUGGUUAAACUGUGCCAACUUACUGAGAAUGUGGACUUCGUUAACGAUCAUCAUUCGUGGCCUCUGUUGAUCCUCGUCCUGUCGUCCUUGACCUACUCAGCCUUCAGUGUAGCGGCUCACCUACUGGGCGGCAAAUGUGAGCUGAGUCACUAUACCUUCUACUUCCUGGACUACGUCGGGGUGGCGCAGUACCAGUACGGCAGCGCUGUAGUGCACUUUUACUAUGCUGUGGAUGAGGGUUUUCACAAACACAUACAUGGGGUUUUCAUGCCCGUUGCCGCUACCCUCAGCUGUCUCUCAUGUCUGGGAUGUUGUUACGGCAAAGUCCAAAACCACAACUUCUCGGUCUGGGUUCGUAAAGUCGGACAUGUCAUCCCCUCAGCCGUCGCCUACGCCUGGGACAUCAGCCCAGUCGUCAGGAGGCUUUUAUCCUCGUCUGAGGCCAGCGAUGACCCAGCGCUUAUCUUCCACUUUGGCCAGGUGGCGUUCUUCCUCAGCUGUGCCUUCUUCUUCGCCUUCCCCAUCGUAGAGAGGUGCUGCCCCGGACGCUGCAAUUUUAUUGGACAGAGUCAUCAGAUAUUCCACGUCUUUCUGUCGUUUUGCACUUUGUGUCAGAUUCAAGCGUCCUACCUAGACUACGUCGGCCGUAGGUGGUUGUACUCAAGUCUGCAUGGUACCGGGGAGGCCGGCCUCUUUGUGAGGUUGUAUGUUUUCACUCUGAUUGCCUGUGUGCUCAUUAUUACCUUGAUGCUGAGAAAAGUCAAGCAAGUUCUUGAUCUAAAAAGCAAGUCCAAAUGAAGCAGAAAGUAGACUGAAUGUCCUGGAGUUAGUAAUAGAACUCAAUACAUGAAGUGGUGACGCAUCUGGGAUGUAACCCCCCUUUGCCCAUAGGCACCCCUCUGACCCUCAUGAGGACAAAUGCCGCGUUUCCACUACGUGGUAUUGGCUCGACUCGACUCUGCCUUUUUGCGUUUCCAUUAUGAAAAAGGACCUGGAAUCUGGUACCCGGUACUAGUUUUUUGGUAUCACCUCCGCUGAG